AACUGGCUUGUACUCCGAAGUCUCUUAUUGGUACAUUCUGCAGAAAGUUUUUGUGCUUUGUGGAAUGAACUUUUUGUCUUAUGCUUCAUUCGUACCUACAUGAUAAUGAACUAGUUAGCCCUGUAAUCAGGAAGUAUGCAAAGUUUUGAAUCUUAGAAGAGAAAGUGAAAGCAAUAAUAAAGUGUCCUCCAUUCAAAUCUGCAGCAGCGUGAAUCAAGAUUAAAUCUAUCUAUUUGAAACAUUGUUUGGAUCUUGGAUGAUGUAACUGAGGCCAAGUGUGAUGAAGAACUAUGAGAUUUACCCUGAAUGUUAGCUUGUAUUUUAAAGAAUAGAUUUAAUAUUCCACUCUUCAGCAAUGAUUAAUUCACAGAGAAAACUAUUAUUUAAUAUUUACAUAGGAUUUUGCUGCUCAGAMGUAAUCCUGCCCAAACUAUGCAUUUGUUCUCAGUUCUCAGUAUCAUCUAGUUAUCARUCCAGUGAGGACCCUGGGGCUUUCRCAGUAGCCACCAAUGGGGAGCCAUUUCCUUGGUAUCAGCUAAGGCUCCCAAACAGUGUCAUUCCUCUCCACUAUGACCUUUUUGUCCACCCAAAUCUCACUUCUCUGGACUUUGUUGCAUCUGAGAUGAUUGAGAUUUUGGUCAGAGAUACCACCCAAUUUAUCAUCUUGCAYUGCAAAGAUCUUGAAAUCAUGAAUGCCACCCUUCAGUCAGAGGAAGAUUUAAGASAUAAGAAACCAGGGCAAAAGCUUCAAGUUUUGAGUUAUCCUGCUCAUGAGCAAAUUGCACUAYUGGUUCCAGAGAAACUUAUGGCUGACCUGAGAUACUAUGUAGCUAUUGACUUUCAGGGCAAGUUAGCUAAUGGCUUUGAAGGGUUUUAUAAAAGCACCUACAGAACUCUACRUGGUGAAACAAGAAUAAUUGCAGUAACAGAUUUUCAGCCAACCCAGGCACGUAUGGCUUUUCCUUGCUUUGAUGAACCAUUGUUCAAAGCCAACUUUUCAAUCAAGAUAAGAAGAGAGAGCAGACACAUCGCACUAUCCAACAUGCCAAAGGUUAAAACAAUUGAACUUCAAGGAGGCCUCUUAGAAGACCACUUUGCAACUACUGUGAAAAUGAGUACCUACCUUGUAGCCUAUAUAGUUUGUGAUUUCAACUCUGUGAGUGGCACAACCUYAUCAGGGGUCAAGGUGUCCAUCUAUGCAUCCCCAGACAAAUGGAAUCAAAUGCAUUAUGCUUUGCAAGCAUCACUGAAGCUACUUGAUUUUUAUGAAAAGUACUUUGAUAUCAACUAUCCACUCCCCAAACUGGAUUUAGUUGCUAUUCCGGACUUUGGGCCUGGAGCUAUGGAAAAUUGGGGCCUUAUUACAUAUAGAGAGACAUCAUUGCUCUUUGAUCCCAGAACUUCUUCUGUUUCUGAUAAAAUGUGGAUCACAAAAGUCAUAGCCCAUGAACUAGCACACCAGUGGUUUGGAAACCUGGUUACAAUGGAAUGGUGGAAUGAUAUCUGGCUUAAUGAGGGUUUUGCAAAUUACAUGGAACUUAUCUCUGUCAAUGCUACAUAUCCAGAACUGCAAUUUGAUGACUACUUUUUCAAUGUGUGUUAUGAAGUAAUCACAAGAGAUUCAUUGAAUUCAUCUCGUCCCAUCUCCAAACCAGCAGAAACUCCUACUCAGAUACAGGAAAUGUUUGAUGCAGUUUCUUAUAACAAGGGAGCUUGCAUUUUGAAUAUGCUCAAGGAUUUCCUGGGUGAGGAGAAAUUCCAGGAAGGCAUAAUUCACUACUUAAAGAAGUUCAGCUAUAGAAAUGCUAAGAAUGAUGACUUGUGGGGCAGUCUGUCAAAUAGUUGUUUAGAAGGUGAUUUUACAUCUGGUGGAAUUUGUUAUUCUGAUUCCCAGGUGAAAAGUGACACACUUGCUUUUCUGGAGGAAAAUAAGAUCAAAGAGAUGAUGACUACAUGGACUCUCCAGAAAGGAAUCCCCCUGGUGGUGGUUAAACAAGAUGGGUGUUCACUCAGCAUACAACAGGAGCGCUUUCUGGAGGGAGUUUUCAAAGAGGACCCCGAAUGGAGGGCCCUGCAGGAAAGGUUCCUGUGGCACAUCCCACUGACCUACUCUACGAGUUCCUCGAACACGAUUCAUAGACAUAUUCUAAAAUCAAAGACAGAUACUCUGGACUUAGCUGAAAAAACCACUUGGGUAAAAUUCAAUGUGGAUUCAAAUGGCUACUACCUGGUUCAUUAUGAAGGGCAUGGAUGGGACCAACUGAUUACUCAGCUGAACCAGAACCAUACGCUUCUCAGGCCUAAGGACAGAAUAGGUCUGAUUCAUGAUGCCUUUCAGCUGGUUAGUGCAGGAAGGUUGACCUUGGACAAAGCCCUGAACCUGACUCGCUAUCUCCAACAUGAAACAAGCAGCCCUAUACUUCUUAAAGGUCUGAGUUAUUUAGAAUUGUUAUACGACAUGAUGGACAGAAGGAAUAUUUCAGACGUCUCUGAAAAUCUCAAGCGUUACCUUCUCUGGUAUUUUAAGCAAAUGAUUGACAGACAAAGCUGGAGCGACGAGGGCUCAGCCUGGGACAGGAUGCUUCGCUCGGUGCUCCUGAGGCUGGCUUGUGACCUGGGCCAUGCUCCCUGCAUCCAGAAGGCCGCUGAGCUCUUCUCACAGUGGAUGGAAUCCAGUGGAAAGUUAAAUAUUCCAACAGAUGUUUUAAAGAUUGUAUAUUCUGUGGGUGCUCAGACAACAGCAGGAUGGAAUUACCUUUUAGAGCAAUAUGAACUGUCAGUUUCAAGUGCUGAAAAAAACAAAAUUCUGUAUGCAUUAUCAACGAGCAGGCAUCAGGGAAAGCUGGUAAAGUUAAUUGAGCUUGGAAUGGAAGGAAAGGUUAUCAAGACACAAGACUUGGCAGCUCUCCUUCAUGCAAUUGCCAGAAAUCCAAAGGGUCAGCAGUUAGCCUGGAAUUUUGUAAGAGCAAAUUGGACUGAUCUCCUAAAAAAAUUUGACUUGGGCUCAUUUGCCAUGAGAACCAUCAUCUCUAGCACAACAUCUUUCUUUUCUUCCAAGAAUGAGUUGCAAGAGGUAAAACAAUUCUUUGAAUCUCUUUCGGCCCAAGGAUCACAUCUGGAUAUUUUUCAAAUUGUUCUGGAAACCAUAACCAAAAAUAUUAAAUGGCUGGAGAAGAAUCUUCCCACUCUGAGGACCUGGCUACUAGUUAAUAUUUAAAUGGUCAACAGAAAGAGAACAGCAGAUGCAGGUUUCCUCCGAAUUAAGUAAGAAAAACAGCUGCAAGGCUCAAGGCAGAGUUCUGGCUAUUUUAUCUAACCAGUAGAGAGUCUCAAAAAAAUCAAAGGGGAAUGAAGGGAAGGGAAGGGGGAUGGAAAUAGGAAAGACAAUAGAAAGAAUCAGAUGUAACUUUUUUUUGCUCAUAUAUAAAUAUACAACUAGUGUAAUUGCACAUCAAGUUUAACCACAAGAAUGGGAUCCUAGUUGAAAUUGGUUGUCCUCCAUGUCUGUAUAAUAUGUCAAAAUACACCCGUCUGUCAUGUAUAUCUAAAAACAAAUAAACAAACAAACAACUAAAACCACAUCAAAUAAAGAAGCAGAAAAUGGGGGAGGGGGAACGUAGCUGCUGCUCAGCUAUCAUAUUCAGUUGACAAAUGAAGGAUGUUGGGUGGAGGGUGGCCAGUAUAGUUGUUUAUCUAAAAGUGAACAUCUGAAUAGUGGGUAUAAGUGGAGAUCACGGAUGCUUAAGGACACAACUGUCAUUUUUUAGGCUUGAUGUUGCCUUCUCCACUGCCCUACACUGGGCCACUGUUUUGUUGCUUUAAUGCUGUUAUUUUAAAAUUUUUAACCUUGCUCAAUGUCCUGGAGUUUACCCAACCAGUUUUACCUCCAAGGAAAGAGCUAAACCAUUAAAAAAAUAAAGAUCUCACUCUCCCCAUCUUCAACUCAGCCUCAAUUAGUUCAUUUAAUUUUUACCAUUCAUGGAAAAUCUGAUAUAAACUUGAAGGGUAAACAUCAUGAAUCCAUUCUUUAUCACCAAAUCUUAGAUUAUUAGAAAGGGAAUGUGGCAGUUUAUCAAAGAAGCUAGUUGGCCUUCUUUGUCUUAAACCUUACCUUUGU
This is a messenger RNA of Urocitellus parryii (Arctic ground squirrel), 4117 nucleotides long. RefSeq names its product endoplasmic reticulum aminopeptidase 2 (gene Erap2). The record is from RefSeq and is a predicted model, not a curated record. NCBI's taxonomy places the organism in Eukaryota, Metazoa, Chordata, Mammalia, Rodentia, Sciuridae. Gene Ontology annotation, molecular function: zinc ion binding; peptide binding; metalloaminopeptidase activity. Gene Ontology annotation, biological process: peptide catabolic process; proteolysis. Gene Ontology annotation, cellular component: cytoplasm; membrane.